This is a messenger RNA of Biomphalaria glabrata, 10206 nucleotides long. RefSeq names its product sortilin-related receptor-like. Gene Ontology annotation, biological process: post-Golgi vesicle-mediated transport. The transcript is spliced from 46 exons. Gene Ontology annotation, cellular component: Golgi apparatus; membrane. The record is from RefSeq and is a predicted model, not a curated record. Gene Ontology annotation, molecular function: protein binding. NCBI's taxonomy places the organism in Eukaryota, Metazoa, Mollusca, Gastropoda, Planorbidae. Bases 84 to 6686 code for a protein of 2200 amino acids.
AACCAAAUCAUAUCCUUGAUAGCAACAUCAACAAGGAAGUUGUUCAUUGUUUAUUUUAGCACAAGUGAUUUGCUAUAAACAACAUGGCAUCUAGUCGGAUCGAAAAUUGUGCUAAAAUACACAAAAUAACGUUAGGAACUUCCAAAUAUUGCUUUAUAGUAAUUUUGUUUGUGAUAACCUGUCAAACAAGAGAAGCCUUUUGUAAGUUUCAGUUCGCUAGUUCUAAGAAAUUGGAAAAUGUCUGGGGAAAUGGCUUCAAAAUAAUUGAUGCAUCAACAAAAGAACUCUCAUCUAUGGUGGAUUUAGUGCAUGAAAUGAUGAAAUCAGAUUCACGCUCAAAAAGAUCUACUGAUGUACCAACAGAUCCAAAUAAUAUUGUUACAAAGUUUUCACUGAAUGACACCCAUACAACUCUAGUGGUCCACUGGGGAGGAGCUGGCAGUGAUAUCAUUAUGGCUCUAGCUAAGAAUUCUGAUGAUUCUGAGAGUGUUCUCUUCCUGUCCACUGACUAUGGACGUUCAUUUCGGGAUAUAAGUGGAAAAUUAGCAAAUCAAGGCAAGCGGGCACAAAUACACAAGUAUUAUAAUGUCAAAGGAUUUAUUAACCAUUAUGUAUUCUCUGACAUAAAGAACAAAUGUGUUUACACCACUGACAACUCAGGGGAAAGUUUUAUUCCUCACUGCGAUGUGCCAUUCACACCUACAACACUUUUGCUGAACAAUCUUCACCCAAGGCAUAUCCUUGGCAUGGAUGAAAAUGAUCCUUACAAACAGCUGUAUCAAUCUGAAGACUUUGGUUAUACCUGGCGACCUAUAUUUAACAAUGUGAAGGCAUUCUUUUGGGGAGUUCAGCCAUUUGACCAUCCCUUGACUGUCUAUGUAAUGGAAGAACGAAGCAAUGGCAAGUCUCAGAUUGUUAAAAACAGAAAUCAGAGCUCAGAAGUGUUGCUUCAGGACGCCAUAGACUUUGAAGUGAAGGGAGAAUACAUGUUUGCUACAUUAUCAAAGUGGCUAAUUGGUGCCCCAUCAAAUCCUAACAACCAGUUUUGGGUGUCCUACAAGAGGCAGUCCUUUGUGAAGGCAGACUUUCCUAUCACAGGCAAUGUCUCUGACUAUUUUGUGGCUGAUGCCUCUGAAGGUCAGCUGAUGGUGUGUGUCUAUCACAACAACUCUGCCAAUUUGUAUGUAUCAGACGUCCAAGGGUACAGAUUUUCUUUGUCCUUGGAGAGGAUUGUCUAUUUCAAUCCAAAGAUUAUGCAGAACAAUUUUUGGCUGAGACUUUACUCUAAUGAAACAUUUGCUGACUUAACUAAAGUGAGUGGGGUGGAGGGCAUCUACAUAGCCUCCCAGCAAACCAGCAGCUUGCUAGACCUGGAACAUCAGAUCACUCUCAUCUCUUAUGACAAGGGAGGCCAAUGGCAGAGGAUCCAGGCACCUUAUCAAACCCUGGGGAGACCUUGUGACUUGAGCCUGAACUGUUCAUUACACUUGACCCAAGAGCUAAGCAGAUUGAUUCCUGGCAGUUUGGCUACACCCAUUUUAACCCAAGAUUCAUCACCAGGUCUUGUCAUUGCCUCUGGGACUAUUGGAUCCUCGCUAAAGGGUGAACCAGACGUGUUUUUGUCAGUGAAUGCUGGCAUUUCUUGGCGUCAAGUGCUCUCUGGCAACUACAUGUAUGCCAGUGCCGAUCAUGGAGGCAUCAUUGUGGCCAUCCAUCAGUUUAUCCCAACCAAUGAACUCAUGUAUUCGCUGGAUGAAGGUAUCACCUGGACACGAUAUAAGUUUGUGAAUGAGAGCAUCAGAGUUUAUGGAUUGCUAACGGAGCCUGGAGAGAAUACUACCAUAUUCUCUGUCUUUGGAUCUGGCUUGAUCCGACACAGUUGGGUCAUACUACAAAUUGACUUUUUAAAUCUCUUUAAUGGUGUAAAAUGUGGACCAUCUGACUACUACAUGUGGUCAGCUAAUGAUAAUUUGCCAUCAGAAGAUGGGUGCCUCCUAGGAAGGAUAACCCAGUAUCAGAGGCGCUAUGCUUCAGUGAAGUGUUACAAUGGGGAGGACUUUGUACGUACAGCUCAGGUCAGGAACUGCACUUGCACAAGUGAGGACUUUGAAUGUGACUUUGGCUAUGAAGAAGAUACCCUGGUGCUUCAAAACUCUUCCAAGUCAGAACUAAUCUGUAGGAGGACACCAUCUUUGGACUCGUCUAAACUGAACCCAGUGCCCAGUAGCUGCUUGCCUGGGACAUUUUAUUACUUUUCAAGAGGAUAUCGCAAAGUUGCAGGUGACACAUGUCAAGGACAGGACCACCACUAUGCUCCUCUCAAAUAUUCAUGCCCUGUUCGUGAAAGUAGUGCAUUUCUUUUAGUGAGCACAUAUAGAUCAGUGUUGAUGAUUGACUUGGCUUCACAAACGAAGACCACCAUCCCCCUUGAAGAUGCUGCCACAUCACCACCUGCUAUAUUUGACUAUGAGAAGAACUGUAUUAUCUAUGUGACUUUGGAUAAGUAUUUAAAGACCAACUGUCUCGGCUACAACAGGAACUCCACCGAGGUCUCUCUAAUUACCUCUCAAAUGAAUUUCACCGCCAUGGCCUUUGAGUGGACCGGCAGGAAUGUAUAUUUCACAGAUUCUCUGGAGGAUGCAAUAAGAGUGGUCAAUGUAGAUGGCAGAUUUGAACUGACCUUGUACAAUGCUUCCAAUGGUGUAUACAGGCCAAAUCAGAUAGUGUUGGACCCUCCUCAUGGUUACCUGUACUUUGUUGGUUCUGUUGAUGCUGGUAAUCAAACCUAUGCCAUCUACCAAGCUGUCAUGGAUGGUUCUGACAAGACAGUCACUCAACUAGUCAACACCUCAGUACACUACACCACCUAUUUGACUCUUGAUGCAGAAACUGAGCGCCUGUACUGGAUAGCCUCCACAAACAACAGACUUUACUAUUACAGUUUAAGCAGACGUGAACUUAGUUCUUACACUGGGGCUGUGAUUAAUAGAGAUAUUUCUGGUAUUGGAAUAUUUAAGGAUCUUGUUUAUUUAGUAGGCAGCUUUAGUUCCUUUGUCUAUACAAUGGACAAACACAGAUCAGACCAAGGCUACAGUAUCAUGGGGAUCAUUUCCAGUAGAGCUUAUGGAAUAGUGGUAGUGUCCAACACAUCACAGCAUGCUAUGAGUGCCUGUAGCCCCUACAACAAGCCAUGCACACAGCUGUGCAUGCCCAUGCCCUCCACUGGUCCUCAUUCACAGAACCGCACCUGCCUGUGUGGAGAAGGAUACCGCAAGGAUAGCCAUGCCCAAUCCAAUGACCAGAUGUGUCUAUGUGAGCCUGGAGAAGUGCUGCAAACUAAUGGGACAUGUGUCAAAUCUGCCAAUGUGACGACGUGCGCCAGCGAUAAACUGACUUGUAAGAAUGGACAUUGUGUGCUGAAAGCCUGGCACUGCGAUGGAGAUGAUGAUUGCGGUGAUGGUACAGAUGAAAAAGAUUGCCCAUUUGCAACCUGUGCUGAUGGCACAUUCACCUGUUCUAGUGGCAAGUGUAUUCCUGAGCAUUGGAGGUGUGACAGAGAGGAUGACUGCAGAGAUGGCAUUGCUUCUGACGAAAUUAAAUGCAACCGAAGUUGUGCAGAGCACCAGUUCCGUUGCAACAAUGGCUACUGUAUUGACCGUAGCUGGGUUUGUGACAAGGAUAAUGACUGUCAUGAUGGUUCUGAUGAAACUGCCAACUGUAAACACAACGCAACUUGUGGUCCUUUCUCUUUUACCUGCAAGAGUGGGGACUGUGUGGACAGUUACUAUCACUGUAAUGGUGAGAAGGAUUGUUUAGAUGGCAGUGAUGAAGAUGACUGUGCCAAAAACAAAACAACAUGUAGCAGUGACUACCAGUUCACCUGUGCUAAUAACAACUGUAUCUUCAUCUCCUGGAGGUGUGAUGGGGACAAAGAUUGUUCAGAUGGUUCAGAUGAGGUCAACUGUUCCUUCACUGUACCCCCUACAACAGUAAGACCAUCGCCACAUUGUGGGUUUCUGUAUCACAGAUGUACCAAUAGAGCCUGUGUCAGCUUUUUGGACAUCUGUAACGGCAUUGAUGAUUGUGGGGAUGGCUCAGAUGAAGAUGGAUGUGAUGAUGAACUUUUGACCACCAUGUCAUGGACAACUGAGGCUAGCACAUGCAGCAGUCUGCAGUACCAGUGUGAGAGCUCUGGUCUCUUUGGAAAAUGUAUAGAGAAGAACUGGGUGUGUGAUGGUGAACCUGACUGUGAAAGAGGAGACGAUGAGAGGAACUGUCACACUUCUAGAAAGUGUGCUGACUCAGAGUUCAAGUGCCACAGUGAUGGCGGUUGUAUUGCCAGCUACAAACGAUGUGAUCAGCAUAUUGACUGUAGUGAUGAGUCAGAUGAGUCUGGCUGUGACUACAACAUUACUGUCACUUGCUCCAACUUCAAUGGAAACAAACUGACUUGUUGUAGCAACCCAGCAUGUGGGGUUUAUAUUUCUGAAUCUGGUAUGUGCAAGCCUGUGAAAGAAGCACAGUUUAACACUAAGUCCAAUAAGUGUGACGGUAUAAUCAAUGUCAAUUACACCUGCAAGGAUGGUCAGUUUAAAUGCAACAAUGGACAGCUGUCAUGUGUCUCGUGGGUUCAAGUGUGUGACACUAAAAGAGAUUGUGAUGGAAGUUUCUUGGAUGAAGCCAACUGUGAAGAUUGUCAUACACUGGGCAGUUUGACCUUUGAUAAAGUGGUCAAGAAUGACAGUGUUGAGUUCUAUUCAUUGUCCCUCUCCUCUGUUUCAUAUGCACUGAAGAAUGGCAGCAUGCCUUGGGGCAGUUUAGCCUGGACCAAUGUCUCCAGAAGUAGGUCUGAGUUUAAAGUGGACCACCUGAAGCCAGCGUCCACCUACUACUUUGUUUUAUUUCAAGAAGUUCCAGGCUCUAAAAAGCAGUGUCCCUACAGCAAUCUGCAGUUGACCACCAGCGAUGGAUUGCCGUCUUCACCAGAGCAUGUAGAAACAUCUGUACGUCUAGAAAACUAUGGCCAGGUCUUGGCAGUGAAUGUAACUUGGAGUAAGCCCAAGCUGACCAAUGGUCAAAUUUUGGAAUACAUAGUUUUCUAUCAGGAAGUAGAUGCCAGUGGUAAAAUUCAGAGUGAUGUCUACUCUGUCCCCCACAUACAGGCUACACGAGUGAUAGUCUAUGAACACAUAGACAAAGACAAGCAUUUCAACUUUUGGGUUGUGGCCAAGACAUCCGCUGGAUUUGGUGAGCCUUCUGAAGUUAAAAGGAUUAUCCUAAAUCCUAAAGAAGCCACAGAUUUAAAGAUUGCUGUUAUAUCAUUAAAUAGCACUAGUGUCCAGGUCACCUGGGUUAAGGAGCCCGUCGCAGAGGGCUACAGAGUCAAUCUACAUUACCAUGACGAUGUCAGUAUAGAAUUUCCAGCCUCUGCAAUAAAAGAGUUCAGUAAAGACGUAGACAAGAAGAGCACCUCUGUAAUAAUUGAUGACCUUUGCCCCCAGACAGAGUACCUGUUUUCAGUAAUGGCCAGGUUAAGUAACAAUAGCUUUGGCCCUCAGUGGUAUUCAAAAAAGAUCCAACUCAACGGAACCAUGCCCAGACUUGGACCUUUAAAUGUGACCAGAACAGGACCUACAAGUGUCAUAGUGUCAUUCAAUGUCAUUCAAGGUGUUUCCAAGGUGAAUUACAUUUAUUACACACAUGACAAAACCCUGGCUGCUGUAGAGAGGGUCACCUACCAAGACAGCAUUGAGCUGAAUGGAUUGCUAGCCUGUGAGAAUUAUUUUGUUUGGGUCAGGCCAACAUCACAUUACUGUUUAACAAGCGACCUAGAGAAAUUCAUCACAUCAUUAGAUCUGGAAGCAGCACCUAAACACUUGAUGUCCAGUGUUGUACGUAAUACUAACAAUACAUACUCCAUUAUUUUGAAGUGGAAGGCUUCCUGCUAUAACAUGGAACGUAAUAUGUCUUACAUAAUUCAUGUGAUGACUACUGAUGGUGCCCAUGACGUUGUCACUGCUGAAUACCAAGAAAUCGACAUCAACUAUCCUUUACCCAAUGCCCUGCCUGGGAUGACAUACUACUUCACAGUAAGGUCAAACAUUUCUGGCUCCCGUGAAAGCGAGAAAGUUUCUGCAUACAUACCUGGAGAUGGACCCUACAAUGUUGUAGUUUCUCAGUUAGAAGGUCAUCAAGUGCACCUGACAUGGGCAUGGCCGCAGGCAAACAGUCUUACAGAAUUUAAAGAGUUUGUAGUCCACACGAAGGGAGACAAUGUUGAGUUUGAGAAUCACACGUCUAAGUUUGAGAUUGACUUGACUUUGCCACGGGAAGGAACUUAUUUCUUUAAAGUUGAAGUGAAGGGAAAAUCUGAUAAAACAUUGGCUGAAUCCAGCAGUGAAGAAUUUUCAGUUGUAUAUCAUGACAGCAGUAAGACUGAUGCAGUUUCCAUCAGCAAAACCAACUUGGUGGCCAUCAUAGUCCCAGUGGCUGUUGUAGUGGUUGCUCUAAGUGUUGGUCUUGUUGUCUUCAUAGUCAGACACAAGCGGUUACAGAGUAGCUUCCUCGCUUUUGCCAACAGCCACUACAACAUACAAUCUGGAACUACAACUUUCUCUGAUGACCUAGAUAAUGACGAACCAAUGAUCCAGGGAUUCUCAGAUGACGAGCCUUUAGUGAUUGCAUAAGUUUCAUCAAAUCAGUUUUUUAUUUUUUGUUUCAUUCCAAAUGGUUUUUCAUGAAUCUCACCCAUUUUUAUAUUUCUCAUGGCGUCCUGACAGAUUUGACUGGAACAAAUUAUACAAUAAUUUUUUUUUACAAAUAGUGUUUCCAACCUUAUGGAAGAUCUGAUUUUGAAAUAGGUUUUUACUUUUUUCAAGAGACAAGUUUUUUAAAGUACUCCAUCAGUUUUAUUUAAACAAAAAAAUGGAAAUAGUGAUUAAACAGAAUCAACAAAACAGGUAGUGCAGAAUUUGUGAAUUCAAGUUGGUAUCUAGAAAGCUUAAAUACACUCAACUAUAUAAUUAAUUUACAAAUAUAAAUUUAGUUGUAUGUGUUUGUUGUAGAAUUUGCUUUCAGUAUAGAAAUUUGUUUUCGGCAGUCAGAAAUGUGUUGUCUUAUGUUUUGAAGUUUAUUCCAACAGGUUGGUGAAGUACUGGCCUGUAUCUUAGAACUUGCUCAUAAUAAAUGUAUGUAACAAAACAUAUCCCCAAAAAGUCAUUCCUCACUCAUUUCAAUGUACUGAUCUUGAGAGCACUCAAGCCAUGUAUAGAGAUUCUUUUAAACAAUUUUAUUUUUUUAUUCACUAUACAUUUCUUUGUUUGGCUUCCUUUAUUCUUUCAUUAUUUAUUUGGAUAGUGAUAGCAGGUAAAUAUGUUACAAUUUUAGAGUAGAAUAUGUUUGGAUCUAGCCAUUACUGGUAGAUGUUGUUGAAUACUUUAAAAGAAAACAAAAUUUCUUUUCAUUAUUUAUUAAGACACUUUUUUUUUCCAUUUACAUGUGUAAAUAUGUCUGUAAAUUAUGCAAAUGUUACUUCUGUUGGAAAUAUUUUUUGCUAUUCAUAAAGUGAUAUUUUAUAUUAUACAGAGUCAUAUGAUCUUUCAGCUGACCUGAGAGGGUUCAAGGUUACUUAAUGUUGUGUACCCCACCCUUUUUUUUUUAAACUUUAAUCUGUGAAAUCAUUUUGUUAGUUGAUGUCCUGCGAUGGACAGCUCUAUUAAAAUUUCACUCCAACUAGUUCCAAUAGACAGAGUGUUUUUAUUUCAACCUUAACACAUUUGUAGUUCAACUCCCUCUUUGAGAUUGCUGGAUGUUUUGCUGGAAGGUUGAUUGAACGAAGCUCUUUAUAUCAGGAGAGUCACUGACCUUUUUAAAUCUGAUGACUUCUUUUCAGUUGGAGGAGGGGAUUGUUUGUGUCGGGUGGGGAGAGAGACCUGAGAAACUUUUGUGCUUACCUAAUGUGUUAAUUAGAUUUCUCUCUCUCCCCAACUACUGUUGACAAAUUUUGACAAAGGAUAUAAUCUAAAUUUUUAAAUUUGUUUUUGUAGAAAUGUAGUUUUUUUUUCCCUAUAUAGAUUUUAAAAUGGGAUUACAUUUAUAUUGAUUUCACUUGAAUCAAAAGGACUUGACAGGUGUAACUUUAUCUAAAUCAAAUUCUUUUUUGUUAUAAGUUACAAACAAAAAACGAACAGAAAUAAUAGCCUGAGAUAAAGUGACUUGGUCAUAUUUAACCUAUUGUAAAAAUGUAUGAUUUUAACCAAACACAAACUGUGAAAAAUAAAUGACUUCACAAAUGUAACUUUAUUUCAUGGUUUUUUACUAGUUAGCUUUGUUAUUGAAUGUUUAUUUCUCAAGUUUAUUUGCUUUGUUAAUUAGUUUUGUGUUUAAUUGUCAUUUAUGCUUUUGCUUCUUUAAUUUUGAAGAAAAAAAAACUGAAAGUGUCGAAAUAAAUAGAAUACAUAGACAUUAUAUGCAGCCGUUGGACAAAAACUUCUAAUCAAGAUUUGUAUUGAGAAAAGUAUCUCAAUGUUUAACCUUAGACAAUUUCAUAAUGAAUUUUUUUUUCUGUUACAAUAUAUAUAUAUAUAUAUUGUAUUGUAUAUUGUAUUGUUUAUAGUAUAAGUUUUAAAAGUAUCUACAAGACUUGGUAGUAAACUAAUGUGUAUGCCAAAUACACAAUAUUUUGUGGGAGUAGCCCCAAAUUGUGAUUUUUAAUGUUCAAUUUGGUCUAUCCAUUUUAUAAAUAUUAAUUACAAGCAUGCACAUUUUUUUUUGUGUAAACUAAAUCUAGUCUAAACUGAAACAAUGUUACAAAGAUGAAUUUUGUGUUUCAAUUUCUAAUUUGACUGAAUCUUUAUUUCAAACUAGUUUCUCAUCAAUGGUUUGCAUCAUGUAGUGUAGUAAGCUUUCUUUUCUUUUUUCUUUAAUAGUACAUGAUUUUGUUGUGAUAGGAAAAUAUUCUAGUAAUGAAAUGUAUAAGGCUAAGCUUGACUAUGUAUGCGUUACAUUAUUAUUUUGAUAUUUUCUACAGCAUGUAGAAGUGUCAGUGUCAUCCAAAACAAGUGUAUUUUCUACAAGUUUUAAGUUAGUCAAAGUCCUAGAUGUGACCUAAAUAUAUUGCCACAUUCAAAAUCACACUUAAGACUGCAGUUGUAUUAACAUCUUUAAAGAUAUUCAGCAAUACCUGGGCCUGUUGGCAUUGCAAUUUGCAUGUAAUUUAAUUAAAUUUUUUUUUUUGAGGAGCUUUAGUUAAUCUCUUAAUUGAAAUGAUUUCUUACCAAUCAAAAUGUCUGUGUAACAUAUCCAUAACUGUUUGUUUUGUGUCCAAUUUGUUUUGGAUAUUUUACUUUUGCUUCAUUGUAUUAUAUUGCUAUUCAACCAAAUUCUGAUGGGGAAAGAAAAAUAUUGCUUGGGGUUUGAACCUAAAAUAAAAUGUAUUUCCAUUUUUACAUUAAAAUUUGAACCUAAGGCUGUUCCUCAGAUUAGUUAUAUUUGUGUAUUUCGUUUAUUUGUUAACGUUUUUGAAGCUACACUUUUCACUUGGCUUCUAUGCUAGUGUCAAGUUUGGAAUCUCAUUAAUCUCUCUUUUGAUCUUAGCUUAACAAUUAUAUAUUUUAUAAUCUUUGUAGAUCUAGAUUUAUAUUUUAUUUAUCCAAAUGAUGGAAGACUUCAGUAUAUUUUAUGCUUCAUUUAUCAACAUACGUUUUGUUUGUUUUGAUUGCAACCAUGUCAUCAAAAUGACAUUUUGUCUUGAGCACAGACUUGGCUUGAAGCUAAACUGUUGGUUCUUGCCAUGGAACCUUUCAAUCCAGGCAACCAGCUUCAAGGCCACAACAUAUUUUGUUCAUCCAUCAAGUAUUUCUACUUCUCAGUCUGGCUAGUGCUGAUGUUAUGUAGGCAAUAAGAAAUCAGAAAUGGAGGAUUUGGACUUUUUUUUUUUUUUUAAACUCUGGUCUUGUUGCCAUUGUAUAAUCUGAAAGUUUUCUUUUUAUGUUCUCUUUAACAACAUGAUGUUAGGUCUAUUUGUGAUGUCAGGAUAAAUACAGACCAUCUGGAACAAAUGGAAGACGGGGAAGGGGGGUUUAGGGGAGUGUAGCUCCGUUGACUCCAGUCUAUAGAGUAUUAGAAAAGAAGGCUUUAUUCUAGCACUGCCCCCAGACAUUCCUGUAUUGAUUUGACUUAGAUGUGUAACAUUUGGUCCAGAACAAG